Molecule: messenger RNA, 1935 nt
Organism: Fonsecaea erecta
Lineage: Eukaryota; Fungi; Ascomycota; Eurotiomycetes; Chaetothyriales; Herpotrichiellaceae
Exons: 2
Coding region: 1-1935 (644 amino acids)
Biological process (GO): positive regulation of transcription by RNA polymerase II
Cellular component (GO): nucleus
Molecular function (GO): DNA-binding transcription factor activity; transcription cis-regulatory region binding
Source: RefSeq, a predicted model, not a curated record
AUGAAUGAAGUGGUGGGAGGUGACGUUCGAACCAACGAGCCCGGGCAGCCUAAGGGUGCAUCCGACAAAAUCCAAGUGGAUGAAGGAGCCCUGGGAAUACGGUCAUUGAAGCCAGGCCAUCAAAGAGCGACAUCACUCAGAGGAACAGCCGAGUCGGUCAGCACUCAUCUCAAUGCUCAAGUCACUGUUGGCGACAACCAACCGACUGGCCUUCUCAACCAUUACCACUUUUUGUCGAUCUCCACAGCAGAUGCGGCUGCUUACAACUGGUCACAGCCGGACAACUUACUCCUUCAAGUGGACGGCAACGGGUUGAACAUCGAUCAUGAUUUUGACUGGGACAUUCCCGGGCUUGAUGACUUGCUGGAUCCUACGCAGGCUGCCCCGGAGGAAGAUUUUGGAGACCUCGUUUGGCCGAUUGAUGAGUCUGAACGAUCAACUGAGGCCCCUUCCGACCUGAUUGCAAGUUUUGUGGCAUCUUACUAUUCUCCAAAUUAUAACAGCCUUGAAGUGUUAUAUCGACAGCCUCAAUCUCCAAGUGGUUCUCCGGAAAUGAUACGACAUCUUUUUGAGCAGCAGACAUGCGCCAUUCUCUCGAUCAAGGACGACGAGACCAAAAAUCCAUGGCGAACGCUGGUGUGGCCAUUAGCAUCUGGUUGUCCUGCACUUUACCACGCGCUCGCUGCAAUGACCUGUCUGCACAUGUGCAGGACUCAGUCGCAAUUGCGGAAUAUUGGAUUGCAGCAUUUUCAAUCCGGUGAGAAAGCUCUCGUCAAUGGCGAGAACAACGGCAAUAUGGUCCUAGAAGGGGCGAUUGCGACCAGGCUAGCACUGGGCUUUGCCGAAACAUGGGACCAUCAGAGGUCGUCGACAGGAAUGGGUCACAUCAACCGUGCCAAGGUACUCAUCCGACAGGCUGCUUCCAGACACUUGACGUCGAGGCUAGCUGCACGGGACGUGAGCCGUCUGAGCUUUCUGGCAAACACAUGUCUGUACAUGGACGUUAUUGCCCGUUUGGUGUGUAUGGAGCCUCAGAUCGUCAACAACGCCGAAUUCAUGACCGCUUGCACGUCACUCAGCAGCGCCAUCCCCAGUGAACAGCAACUGGACCCACUCAUGGGCUGCGCGAUCACACUUUUCCCGUUGAUCGGUCAGCUCGCCGAACUGGUGGCCUGUGUUCGAAGGAGGGCCGAGAAGCGCAACUCCCCAGCGAUCAUCUCCAGGGCGAUAGAAUUGAGAAUGGCAAUCGAGGAUUGGGCUCCGCGGGUGGACUCAGAGGGCGGAGCCACAAUCAGCCUCAGUAUCACCAACUCGAUCCAGACAGCAGAAGCCUACCGAUGGGCGUCGCUGCUGCUCCUCCGCCAGGCAGUCCCUGAACUUCCCUGGGUGCACUCGAUAUGGGAAUUGGCAUCAAAAUGUCUUGUCUUUCUCGCAACCAUACCGAUGUCGUCCCGUACGAUUAUUGUGCACACAUUCCCGCUCAUGAUAGCAGGAUGCGAAGCCUUCGAGGAAGAUGACAGGGAUUGGGUACGCAAACGCUGGGAUCUCAUGUCCAAACGCAUGAUCACAGGAAUCGUAGACCGAUGCAGAGAAAUCACAAUAGAGGUGUGGCGACGGAGGGACGAAUAUGAAACGCGGUAUGGGAUCGUGUGUGGGAAGCCUCCGUGCCGCUCCGCGUCGAUUGCAGUUGGGGCAGUUAGGGACGGUUCCCCGAGUCGUGCAUACUCUGGUCUUCCAAGGUCAGUCGUGGAAGAGACGACUCGGUUUGACACAGGAGCACGCCCUCGGUUGGCAUCCGACUUCCCAGAUUCGGCAGCGUUCAAGAAGGGCAUAGACCCAGUGACGAGAGCAGGAUUUAUCGACUACACGGUAAGAGGAGAUCUGCAUUGGUUAGCCGUCAUGAAAGAUUGGAAUUGGGAGGUCAUGCUUGGAUGA